Phodopus roborovskii (desert hamster) is the source of this 4255-nucleotide messenger RNA. RefSeq names its product fibulin 2 (gene Fbln2). Lineage: Eukaryota; Metazoa; Chordata; Mammalia; Rodentia; Cricetidae. The record is from RefSeq and is a predicted model, not a curated record. Gene Ontology annotation, molecular function: calcium ion binding. Gene Ontology annotation, cellular component: extracellular region.
CCUCUCAAAACAUGAUGCUGAUCCAGGAGUCUGUGGGAGCAUGGCUGGCGUUAGUCCUGGUCACAGCCCUGACUGUAAGCCCAGGCAUGGCAGUCCCGUGGCAGGACUGCACAGGUGCAGAGUGUCCGCUACUGGAGAACUGCAUAGAAGAGGCGCUGGAGCCAGGAGCCUGCUGCGCCACCUGUGUGCAGCAGGGCUGUGCCUGUGAAGGCUACCAGUACUACGACUGUGUCCAGGGAGGUUUUGUGGAUGGCCGUGUACCAGCCGGUCAGUCCUACUUUGUGGACUUCGGUAGCACCGAGUGCUCCUGCCCACCAGGUGGUGGCAAGAUUAGCUGUCAGUUUAUGCUGUGCCCUGAGCUGCCACCCAACUGCAUUGAGGCUGUGGUGGUAGCUGACAGCUGUCCUCAGUGUGGCCAGGUGGGCUGUGUCCACUCUGGCCAAGUAUGCAGCUGGCCACACCUUCCACCUCUCACCAUGCCGGGCCUGCACUGUCCUGAUGCUGGCGGUGAGCUCAUUUGCUACCAGCUCCCUGGUUGCCAUGGGAACUUCUCAGAUGCAGAGGAGAGUGACUCUGAGCGACAGUAUGAAGACCCCUACAGCUAUGACCAGGAGGUGGCUGAGGCAGAAACCACCAUGGCCACAGUGAAUGAGGUCCAGGCAGGUGCAGAGGGCCCCCCAGCUGCACUAGAAGGUGGGAAUCUGCCACCAUCCUCUAUUCGAGCAACUCCCUGGCCAGCUGCCCUUCCCAGACCCACAGCAGCUGCUGCCCUUGGUCCCCCAGCACCCAUGCAGGCCAAAGCCAGGAGAGUGACACAGGACAUUGAUGAGGAGGAGGACGAUGAAGUGGAGGAGAUGGUCACUGAGCCACCAGCAGCAGGUGACCCUGGGAGGCUGGACAGCUUACCUACAACAUCCCCAGCUCUAUCUGACCUCUCUGUCCAGGAGAAGGAGGCUGAAGCCAAGGCAGGACCAGAGGAGAACCUUAUUCCUGAUGUCCAGGCCACUCCUCCCAGUGAUGAGCAGGAGGGUGCUGCAUUCCUGCCUAGGUCAGGCCCCGCCGGUCUCAUUCCAUCCCUGGCCACAGACAGCUCUCCUGAGGACCCAGUGAAGUCCAGCAGUCACUCCACCCAAUCCCCACUGCCACCUGACAGAGCCCAGGUCUCACCCUCCCCAGAGGUGCCUAAAGAAAUACCCCAGCAUCCGCAGUGGCGACCUCGGUCCCGGGCAGAAGAGGACACAGACCCCAACUCAGUACAUUCUGUCUCUAGAGGUGGUCCUGAUGUCUCCAGCAAAGACCUGAUUGAGACAUGCUGUGCAGCUGGCCAGCAGUGGGCCAUCGACCAUGAUGAGUGCCAGGAAAUCCCCGAGAAUGGCGCCGAGAGCGACGUCUGCAGGAUAGCCCAGAGGCACUGCUGUGUCUCCUACUUGAAAGAGAAGAGCUGCAUGGCUGGCGUCUUGGGAGCCAAGGAGGGUGAGGCCUGUGGAGCAGAGGACAACGAUACCUGUGGUGUCUCCCUGUACAAGCAGCAAUGCUGUGACUGCUGUGGCCUGGGUCUCCGCGUGCGGGCUGAGGGCCAGUUGUGUGAGUCCAACCCCAACCUGGGCUAUCCCUGCAACCAUGUCAUGCUGUCCUGCUGUGAAGGCGAAGACCCGCUCAUAGUGCCUGAGGUCCGCCGGCCACCAGAGCCUGAGGCCACCCCACGGAAAGUUUCAGAGGCAGAGAUGGCAAGUCGGGAGGCCCUGUCACUGGGCACAGAGGCUGAACUACCCAAUAGCCUGCCAGGAGAUGACCAGGAUGAGUGUCUGCUGCUCCCCGGGGAGCUUUGCCAGCAUCUUUGCAUCAACACUGUGGGCUCCUACCGCUGUGCCUGCUUCCCUGGAUUCGAGCUGCAGGGCGACGGCCGCACCUGCCGCCCAGACGGAGGUGCCCCACAGUUGGACACUGCACGGGAGUCUGCACCAAGGCCUGAGUCUGCCCAGAUGUCCCCCAACACCAUCCCACUACCGGUGCCACAGCCCAACACCUGCAAAGACAACGGGCCCUGCCGGCAGGUGUGCCGUGUUGUUGGAGGCACAGCUAUGUGCUCCUGCUUUCCUGGCUAUGCCAUCAUGGCAGAUGGCGUGUCCUGUGAAGAUCAAGACGAGUGCUUGAUGGGCACUCACGAUUGUAGCUGGCAACAGUUCUGUGUGAACACCCUGGGAUCCUUCUACUGUGUCAACCACACAGUGCUCUGUGCAGAGGGCUAUAUCCUCAACGCACAUAGGAAGUGUGUGGACAUCAACGAGUGUGUGACCGACCUACACACAUGCACCCGGGACGAGCACUGUGUGAACACGCCAGGCUCCUUCCAGUGCUACAAGGCGCUUACCUGCGAGUCAGGCUAUGCACUCACAGAUGGAGAGUGCACAGAUGUGGACGAGUGUGUGACAGGCACACACAACUGCCAGUCAGGCUUCUCAUGCCACAACACCAAAGGCUCCUUCUACUGCCAGGCCCGGCAGCGCUGCAUGGACGGCUUCUUGCAGGACCCUGAGGGCAACUGUGUGGACAUCAACGAAUGCACAUCGUUACUGGAGCCUUGCCGCUCAGGAUUCAGCUGCGUCAACACAGUGGGCUCCUAUACCUGCCAGAGGAACCCACUGGUCUGCAGGCGUGGUUACCAUGCCAAUGAAGAUGGCUCUGAGUGUGUGGAUGUGAAUGAGUGUGAAACAGGUGUGCACCGCUGUGGUGAGGGCCAGCUGUGCCACAACCUCCCUGGAUCCUACCGCUGUGACUGCAAGCCUGGCUUCCAGAGGGAUGCUUUUGGCAGGGCCUGCAUUGAUGUGAAUGAAUGCUGGAUCUCACCGGGCCGCCUGUGCCAGCACACGUGUGAGAACACACCCGGCUCCUACCGCUGCUCCUGUGCUACUGGCUUCAUUUUGGCCGCAGACGGCAAGCAUUGCGAAGAUGUGAAUGAGUGCCAGGCCCAGCGUUGCAGCCAGGAGUGCGCCAACAUCUAUGGCUCCUACCAGUGCUACUGUCGCCAGGGCUACCAGCUGGCAGAGGAUGGGCAUAGCUGCACAGACAUCGAUGAGUGUGCACAGGGCGCUGGCAUUCUCUGCACCUUCCGCUGUGUCAACGUGCCCGGAAGCUACCAGUGUGCGUGCCCAGAGCAGGGCUACACUACGAUGGCCAAUGGGAGGUCCUGCAAGGACCUGGAUGAGUGUGCACUGGGCACCCACAACUGCUCUGAGGCUGAGACCUGCCACAACAUCCAGGGCAGUUUCCGCUGCCUGCGCUUCGAGUGUCCACCAAACUAUGUCCGUGUCUCAGAAACGAAGUGUGAGCGCACCACAUGCCAGGAUAUCACAGAGUGCCAGACCUCGCCGGCUCGCAUCACAUAUUACCAGCUCAAUUUCCAGACUGGCCUACUGGUACCUGCACACAUCUUCCGCAUCGGCCCUGCUCCUGCCUUUGCUGGGGACACCAUCUCCUUGACCAUCACCAAGGGGAAUGAGGAGGGCUACUUCAUCACAAGCAGACUCAAUGCCUACACUGGUGUGGUGUCCCUGCAGAGGUCAGUCCUGGAGCCACGGGACUUUGCCCUGGAUGUAGAGAUGAAGCUGUGGCGGCAGGGCUCUGUCACUACCUUCCUGGCCAAGAUGUACAUUUUUUUUACCACCUUUGCCCCUUGACGUGCCAUGUGAGGCAGUCCUUCCAGGUGGCAUCUGGCAGCUGUGCCACUCCUGAGUGGCUUCUGCUGUGACUCCGUAACUUAACAUAAUCAUGCUGAUAUGAUAUGGUUGGUCUUAUGUCUUUGCCCUGGAAGAAGGGAGAUGUGCCCCAACAGGCGAUGGGUACAGGUCAAGGUCACCCACCCAAGGCUGGGUGAUGGCCUGAAGACAGCAAACAGCCACAAGGGGCUUCAGAACUCUCCUCCAUGACUAUGACUAAAAGUGACACUCCAUUCCUAGUUCCACUGUAGUCUUCAAUUUAAAAACAAAACAAACAACAAACAAACAAAAAAACCUCCAGCUGUGCCUUGUGGCGCGCACCUUUAAUCACAGCAAUGGGGAGGCAGAGGCAGGCAGAUCUCUGCGAGUCCCAGGACAGCCUGGUCUACACUGGGAGUUCUACCAGCUGGGCUGCAUAGAGAAACCCUGUCUCAAAAAAAGGAAAAAAUCAUUUAAAAAGGUUUUGUUGUUGUUAUUGUUUAAUUAUAAGAGUAGUACAUAUACACUAUUAAAAUGAUCAAAUAGCACAAAAAGUUAUA